Molecule: messenger RNA, 5688 nt
Organism: Pieris rapae (cabbage white)
Lineage: Eukaryota; Metazoa; Arthropoda; Insecta; Lepidoptera; Pieridae
Product: phospholipid-transporting ATPase VD
Exons: 16
Coding region: 378-4406 (1342 amino acids)
Biological process (GO): phospholipid translocation
Cellular component (GO): plasma membrane
Molecular function (GO): ATP binding; ATPase-coupled intramembrane lipid carrier activity; magnesium ion binding
Source: RefSeq, a predicted model, not a curated record
GUCAAUUUGUAUUUUGCGUCAAUGUAUUUUGAGUUUCCGUCUUGUACACACAGUACGUUUUGUAACGUCUGUUUUCUCUUCGUGGCGGUCAAACAAAAUUGUGAUUAGUUGAUAGUAUCUUGAUUUAAAUUAAAUUAAUAUGUACUUCUUAACCUUUUUAUACCGACAUAAUAUCGCGUUUUCCGUGCUUGGCAAAUUCCAAAAUUUUGAGUAAUGACUGAUGAAUGCCACCGUGAACAGGUGAAUAAAAACCAUAUGCUUCAAUGUUUACGGCCCAGUUUUUAAUGACUUAUGUGGGACAACAGUGCUAAGUGGACAUAUAUUGUUAUUUUAAAUGAAAGGGAAAGGUAAUUCUUCCGAUUUGCAGAUGAGUAAAAAUGUCAACAGAAGGCAGUGGAGAGACACCUUCGAUUGUACCAAGUUUGCCGGGGGUACCAGAGCAGACCUAUCUUUUUCCAAAGGUAAAAGGUCAUUCCCGAUCUAUAAGCCAUGGAGGAACUCCCAUGUUGGCUGGGAAUCCAGCGACCUCGAGGCCCCCGCUCAAAUCGGCUAUGCGGGGUCAUCAGCGUGCCCUAUCUCAUGGACAGAUUGGCGAAGGAGCUCGAGCUUCCUCUGGGCCUGGCCACAGCCGCACCGGUAGUAGGACCGAAUUCAUAUUGCCCCCAGGCCACAGAGAUGCCGCACCUGUUAGUGCCCAACCACGCCUGUCAUCAGUACGAGGCCAUUCCCGACAGGCUUCGCGCUCAGACUCAAUAUAUACGUUACGACGUGCAUCUGUGGUACCGCGAUGGCAACGUGCAGUCUUUUGGCUUAUGCGGAGGCAGCAACCAGCCAUUGACAACAGACAUCUCAUUGUCAUUCCCAACCAUCUUAUUCCUGAUAAGACACCGCCUAAAGAUCACCCAAAUGGUCAUAGAUGCAAUAACAAAAUCAGGACUACAAAAUACACCUUACUAUCAUUUUUACCAAAAAACUUGUUUGAACAAUUCCAUCGGAUUGCAAAUGUGUAUUUUAUAUUCAUAGUGCUACUGAACUGGGUGCCAGCUGUAAAUGCAUUUGGCAAGGAAGUAGCUAUGCUGCCAGUGUUAUUUGUGCUAACAGUGACUGCUAUUAAAGACCUUUUUGAGGAUCGCAGAAGACAUAUGUCAGACAAGAGAAUCAACAAUUCAUAUUGCAGAGUAUAUAACAAAUCCAUGGAAAGAUACGUGCGGUUAAAAUGGAGGGACGUGCGCGUGGGUGACCUGGUUCACCUCUCGAACAACGAGCCGGUGCCAGCUGAUAUGGUGCUGUUACACUCGUCGAACCCACUUGGGAUCUGCUACCUGGAUACAUGCAACCUCGAUGGCGAAACCAACCUUAAACAGCGAAUUGUUGCUCCAGGAUUUAAGGAGAAGCGGCUCGAGUUCAAUCCAAUAAAGUUCAAGAGUACAGUGGAAGUAGAAAGACCGUCCACGAAAAUAUACAGAUUUACAGGCAACAUCUCACACCCAAACGGAAUCCGGGUCCCUCUUAAUUCGGACAAUCUUCUUUUACGAGACUGCACUAUCAAGAACACGGACUACGUUGAAGGCAUCGUUGUGUAUGCGGGACACGAAACGAAAGCUAUGCUGAACAAUGGCGGCCCCAGAUAUAAAUGUUCCAAAUUGGAAAAGAAAAUGAACACAGAUGUUAUAUGGUGUGUUUUAGUACUGUUAUUUCUGUGUUGCGCUGGUGCUGUCGGCUGUAAGAUAUGGUUUGACAAUUACUACCCGUACGUCAACAAACUACCUCCCUUCAUUCCUCGCGCCGAUCUGCCAGCUUACGAGGGCCUACUGAUCUUCUGGACUUACAUAAUUAUACUGCAAGUAAUGAUACCAGUUUCUCUCUAUGUAACCAUUGAAAUGACGAAACUAAUACAAGUGUAUCACAUACAUCAGGACGUGGAGAUGUACGAUGCUGUAACAAAUACGCGGACCGAGUGUCGGGCGUUAAAUAUCACAGAAGAAUUGGGUCAAAUAAGUUAUUUGUUUAGUGAUAAAACGGGGACGUUGACUGAAAAUAAAAUGGUGUUUAGACGCUGCACGGUAGGAGGCGUAGAUUACGAUCACCCGCCUGGUCCGGAUGCUGAACCAUCGAGUGACCUUCCUCCUAUUGUAACACCGAUAACAAAAGUGUCACCUAACCGAAGGAUGCUCCAACAUUCACUAGACAGCAAUGACGCUCAGCAUACCCAAAAAGUACGAGAGUUCCUAUUAAUUCUUGCCGUGUGCAACACAGUAGUAGUCAGUCAGCCGCACGUCGAUUCGCUGAGCAACUCAACCACCGAUCAGUUUCAGGCGCAAAAGUCCUCCAAACCCAACGGAACGCUACGAUCAAACGAUAAGUACGCUCGCUUAACUGAAUCUAGAUCGACGACGCCAUCACCACCCCCUUCGACGACGUCACCAUUGCGCAUACGACUACCGAAACUGCCAUUUGGAAGUAGGGAUGACAAUUCGAGCGAGCCAAGCACAUCAGCUGAAGUUCAAUUGGCCCGUUUCGAAGCAGAAAGCCCGGAUGAACUGGCUCUAGCUGAAGCCGCACUUGCGUAUGGAUACGAGUUACGCGGGCGAGCGCCUGAUGAAGUAGAGAUAGGAAUACGAGGAGAACUCACGAAGUUAAAAGUCUUGCGCGUACAACAAUUCGACUCUAAUAGGAAGUGUAUGUCGAUAGCACUACGCGCGCCCACUGGACAGGUCUUAUUAUACGUAAAAGGCGCGGAUUGUACAGUAUUAGGUGCCCUUGCGCCGAUGAGAUCGGGAUCAGCGGAAUCUGCCGCGUACGAACGAACGCGUUCGUUGCUCAGCGAAUACUCGCGCGCUGGGCUACGUACACUUGUCAUGGCGAAGCGAACUAUGCAACCAGCGUUAUGGGAAGAGUGGUUGGCUGGACAUAAUAGAGCUUCUGAAAUUGGCGAAGGUAGAGAAAAGCGUCUCCGCGAAUCAUUAGCACGCCUUGAAAGUGCACUAACAUUAGUAGGAGCGACAGGAGUCGAGGAUAGACUCCAAGAGAAUGUCCCUCGUACUGUAAGGGCUCUGUUAGACGCGGGGAUCGUGGUCUGGGUUCUUACUGGGGAUAAACCAGAGACAGCCAUCAAUAUUGCCUAUUCAGCGGCUCUGUUUUCGCAAAGCGAUCGGCUUCUACACCUCAUGUCGAGAGACAAGGAACACGCAGAGUCAACAAUAAAGAGUUACCUCGAAGGGGGCGUGACGGAAGGCGGCACGGGUCGUGCGCUUGUAGUGGACGGACGGACGUUGACGUACAUCCUUGACAGGCGAUCGGGAUUGGUCGCGCCUUUCUUGUCUCUGGCUAGACGCUGUUCCUCUGUGCUUUGCUGCCGUGCCACGCCUCUACAGAAGGCAUAUAUCGUCAAGGCAGUGAAGGAAGAGUUGGGAGUGACGACGUUGGCUAUCGGUGAUGGAGCUAAUGAUGUGUCCAUGAUACAGACGGCUGACGUUGGCGUUGGUUUAUCAGGCCAAGAAGGUCGUCAGGCAGUAAUGGCAUCGGAUUUUGCCUUAUCCCGCUUCAAAUUCAUCGAGCGACUAUUGCUCGUUCAUGGCCAUUGGUGCUAUGACAGACUGGCAAGGAUGAUACUAUACUUCUUCCUCAAGAAUGCUACGUUCGUGUUUCUAGUAUUCUGGUAUCAGUUGUAUUGCGGUUUCUCUUCUGCCGUAAUGAUCGACCAGCUCCAUCUGAUGGCAUAUAAUCUUAUGUUCACCGCAGUUCCUCCAAUUAUAAUGGGCGCAUACGAUCGCGUUGCGCCCGCGUCGCUUUUAACCGAGCGUCCGGGACUUUAUAGCGCGUCAAGGCGUGGUCUUGCAUAUCGAGCUCACUCAUACUGGCUCGUACUAGCCGAGUCUCUCUAUAUCAGUAUUGUGAUAUUCUUCGCCUGUCGAACUGCCUACAACGAUACUGACGUCGACAUAUGGGCCUUUGGGGACUGCUGUAUGACCUGCUGUCUGGUCAUCAUGCUUGUGUACGUCGCUAUAGAGACGAGAAGUUGGACGGUGAUUCAAGUGAUAGCGCUAUGCGGGUCUCUGGGCUCGUUCUAUGCCUUGACGCUGGUGUAUGGGGCGGUUUGCGUGUCCUGCUUCAAUCUACCCUCCACGUACCACGUGAUGCAGCACGCAUUAGCUGACCCCAUAUAUUGGCUCGUUGUCGUACUGACAACUGCUGCAGCACUCGCCCCCAGAUUGGCGUGUCACGCGGUGCGUAACUCGUCCCGCCCGGACGCAGUGGGUCGGGCAGUGCAAGCGAGACGGAGACACGCGAGGUCCCGCUUGCCUUACGCCGCCCACUAUCACACCACCACUGCCUCCGCACACGUCUACAGAUCGACAGACGAGGACGGCCUCCAAAGGAGCUCUGACGUGGCGUCGAUCACGUGACGGUGAGUGAAGAAUGAACUCGGCUGUGAUCUCUGCUCUAGACUUCGUGAUAAAGGGACCAAGACGUCUGGAGUAUUAUCGAGCUUGACCCUUAGUUACCUUUACUUGGGUUUCUAUAACCGGUUAAGUGAUAUUUUGUGCCCGCCGGUGCGACUUGCCUUAGACUGCACUGCUUGGAGUGAAAUAUGCACUUGACAGCGGCCAUGGCGGGUUGCCGCAAUUAUUAAUUUCAUUUUAGACAUUUUUCUUGGCCGCACUGAAUUAGAAUCGCGGACAUUUUGUACCGGUUAUGUAAGCGUCUCUUUCUUGUUUAUACUGCUAGACAGAGACAGAUUAAUUAUUCCGAGUGCAUGGUGAAUUUAUAGUUACGCAAAGCGUGAGGUAAAAAAACCGUCAAAGAUAUUCUUGAUAAAUAAUAGAAGUGAUUGUCGUUAAAUAGUUGCUCCAAAUAUACUCAAAUGACAGCUUCAAUUUUUACCCAUUAAGCUUCAGAAGCUAUAUUUUUAUUAUCAUACUAUUAAUUACGCUUUACGCAUGUUUAUUAUGUGACUGACUUAAAUCGGAAUGUACCUAGUCAAUUUGCGAAAAUCUCAAUUCGAUGUUAUACACGAUUAUGCCAUAAAGACAAAUUCAUAAAAGCAACACAGAAUUUUUUUUACUAAAGUCUAUCUCCGUCUCUUUUUUUUACGCCGGAAUGAAAAGAGACAAGAGUAUUUACGGGGGGGUUUAUAUUUGAUUGGUCUUAGAUUCCUCAUAAAUUACACAAGUGCCUUCUAACAAGUGUUUCCUCCGAGUGCAUAUUUCACAAGCAAGUUCUACCCGCCUUUGCCCGGGUGAUUCCUAAAGAUUUGACUAUUUUUAAUAAUGUUUCUAGUUAUUGUAAAUAAAAAUUAUAUAUUUCUACAUUGACAAUUAUUGUUAUAUGUACAGUAGGAUAUUUUUAUAUUAAAAAAAAUAUUUGUGUAAAUAACCGUAUGUUCUAAGACUGUUGUUUAUUUAAAUCCUUUAAUUUGAACGAAGUAGUUCCAUGUAUUUUCCAGUCAGACGAAUGAUUUACUCUCCACAAUUAGCAAGAUUUCAUUGUAAAUGUGUCUUUAAAUCAUUGUGUUAAGGUGCAUUGUCUAUUAAAAUACGAAUUAAUCUUGCUUUUAGGAACGUAGAUAUCCGUACUUAAUGCAAAUCUUGCUUUAAAAGAUCAGGUUAUGAAAAUAAUUCGACUGUCAUGGCAACACGAAUAUUUCUUGCCAUAAUUGACUAUACCAAAUUGCAUUUUAUUAAAAAU